This is a messenger RNA of Suillus paluster, 1493 nucleotides long. RefSeq names its product Per1-like protein. The record is from RefSeq and is a predicted model, not a curated record. Gene Ontology annotation, molecular function: hydrolase activity, acting on ester bonds. Gene Ontology annotation, biological process: GPI anchor biosynthetic process. The transcript has 3 exons. NCBI's taxonomy places the organism in Eukaryota, Fungi, Basidiomycota, Agaricomycetes, Boletales, Suillaceae. Bases 6 to 1013 code for a protein of 335 amino acids. Gene Ontology annotation, cellular component: endoplasmic reticulum membrane.
CCAUCAUGUUGGGUACGGUUCGUUUGGUGUUAGCAAUUGUUCCGUUCCUCGUUUUCGUGGUUGCUUCCUCCGGCGACAGAUCAUCAAACUUUCAGAAUUGCGUUUCUGCAUGUUAUGGAGACCAGUGUCAUCCUCAAACGACCCUUUCACUUGUCCUCCAGUUGACACGUUGGACGUGUACAGAUGACUGCAAGUACAAGUGCAUGCACAUGCUGACAGACGCUGCAGUCCGUGGAAGCUCAACGAUACACCAAUAUUACGGAAAGUGGCCUUUUUGGCGAUUCUUGGGAAUGCAAGAGCCCGCUUCUGUCGCGUUCUCGCUGUGGAAUAUGUACUAUCACAUCCAAGGAUGGCACCAGCUUCGCAGCAGAAUGCUGAAAGACCACCCAAUGCGACCCUACUAUUUAACAUGGGCCAUAGUGAGCAUUAACACCUGGCUCUGGUCUGCGGUUUUUCAUACAAGAGAUUUGCCCAACACGGAAAAGCUGGACUACUUCUCCGCUGCUCUAUCCAUCCUGUAUGCCUUGUAUUGCGCGGUUCUGCGGCUCUUCAAUCUAUACCCCACCCGGUCGCGUGAGGAUGGCCAUACGCAGUGCACCCCCGCAUUCCUCCUAUGGUCCUCUAUCUGCACUGUAGCUUACCUCGCCCAUGUAACCUAUCUCAGCAUUCUACCACGGUUCGACUACACCUAUAAUAUGGCCUUCAACCUCACUGUAGGCUUCACGCAUAAUUUGCUGUGGCUGUUAUAUUCCCUUCCUGCAUCGUUACCCCUCAUUCGACGCUUUCCUUCCAAACCACGAACAUAUAGACCAUCAUACGCAUCUAAAGCGGCAGCGUUUGUCGCGCUUACAACGGCUGCGACUGCUCUCGAGCUCUUCGAUUUCCCACCGUGGGGUCGCAUGAUCGAUGCCCACGCCUUGUGGCACCUUAGCACCGCCCCUAUCGCGAAGUUCUGGUAUGACUUCCUGAUCCAAGACUCAUUGGAUGAUGGAUGGAUGGAAUCAAAAAGUUAAAAAUGUCCAAGUGUCCAAAAGCUCCCGCUGUUCCCCGUCGUGUCUUCAAAGACUAUGCUUCCUCCGUUUCUUUGCAAGCACAAGUAGGGAAACUGUAGCGUUGUUAGCGUCUUCGUUUCCUCGCUUCAGCAUACCGCACCUAGUAUUGUAUCCAGGGAAUCCACCACAGAAGGCUCGAUCUCUAAAAAUGCACGCUGUGAUAUCAUACCCACCAUGACGUAGCGCUUGUGUGGGUAGUACGUUGCUAUGGGUUUUCGACUCGGCGCCCCGCCUUCAUCAAUGCUGCGAAGCUGUCACUUGUCAGCUGCUCCGUAUAAAUCAUGUUGUGCACAUUUCCAAACCUCAAAAUUUGGACCUGCUACAGCCCAAGAGAAAUAAUUCCCUUCGCCAUCAUCAAAUUCCCAUCGACUGCGUAUUGCAGUCAAGCGCUUGUGCAGCAUCACAGAAAUGAGUAUACCUCUGUCGAUCGUCUCCCUCAAU